Camellia sinensis is the source of this 1358-nucleotide messenger RNA. RefSeq names its product folate transporter 1 (gene FOLT1). The record is from RefSeq and is a predicted model, not a curated record. Lineage: Eukaryota; Viridiplantae; Streptophyta; Magnoliopsida; Ericales; Theaceae. Gene Ontology annotation, biological process: transmembrane transport; nucleotide transport.
GUAAAAACAUUUUUGAGCCGAUCCAUAACAUAACCACUAAACCCAAUCCUCGGGACACUAUUUUCUGCUAUGAUAUGUUAAGGCUGGAAAAACGAUACGGCACCGUUUAGUGCGACUUAAACCGGGUCGUCAUCGAUCUGUUUUAAAACCUUUGCUCACCCUGAUCACCAGACAGACGGAACCGUCAUUCGGAGACGAAUGUCGGCGUUAAAGUCGGUGAACUGGCAAUGGGAGAACGCCACCGCCGGUGCUCUGGCCGGACUUGCUACCGUCUCUUUCUCUCACCCCCUCGAUGUCGUCCGCACUAGGUUUCAAGUUAGCGAUGGCCGAACCUCCAAUCUUCCCUCCUACAAGAACACUCAUCAAGCCGUCUGGACUAUAGCUCGUACAGAGGGUCUCAGAGGGCUUUACGCGGGUUUUUAUCCUGCAGUUCUUGGAUCAACUAUCUCAUGGGGUCUGUAUUUCUUCUUCUAUAGUAAAGCUAAACAAAGGUAUUCAAAAGGUGGUCAGGAGCUAACCCCAGGUCUUCAUCUCGCUUCAGCCGCAGAAGCAGGAGCUUUGGUCUGUUGUUGCACAAAUCCCCUUUGGCUUGUGAAAACAAGAUUGCAGCUUCAGACUCCUCUUCAUCAGGCACAUCCAUAUACAGGGUUCCACGAUGCUGUAAAAACCAUACUGAAAGAAGAAGGAUGGAGCGCAUUAUAUAAAGGGAUUGUGCCAGGUCUCUUUCUGCAGGUUACUCAUGGUGCUAUUCAGUUCACAGCAUACGAGGAGCUUCGGAAAGUUGUUGUUGGCUUUAGAUCUAAAGAAAGCGAAGAGGAGUUGAGUGCUGCUGAACUGCUGAAUACCAUUGACUAUGCUACACUGGGGGCAUCUUCUAAACUAACUGCUAUUCUUCUGACUUACCCGUUUCAGGUUAUUCGAUCUCGUUUACAGCAACGACCGAGUAAAGAUGGAAUUCCAAUAUACAUGGAUAGUUGGCAUGUCGUAAAGGAAACUGCAAGGUUUGAGGGUUUGCGGGGUUUCUACAAGGGCAUCACUGCAAAUAUGCUGAAAAAUAUCCCUGCAGCUUCAAUAACAUUUAUUGUGUACGAGAACGUCCUCAACAUGCUAAAAUUUACAAGAAGGAAUGAUUGAGAUUUUUUAUUCUUGUCUUUUGCAUUAAAAUUCUUUUGGAAGUGACUGUCAAAUUUAGAUUAUGAAUGUAAAAUGAAAAAUGGACAUGAAUGACGCGUAUAAAAAAGUUUUAACUGCAUAAUGUAAAGCACAUUCAUUCAUAGCCUACUUUGUUCAACUAGAUGGUGGUGCUAGCUGUGCCUUCAUCUUCAUUGCCUGAAUGACAAUCUUUGAACGUUUUCUUU